UGUUUACCGUGCUGCUUCAGGAGCCUGUUUGUGAACGUAUUCAUGAGGACAUAAAGGAGCCAAGAACUACACGGACUCUCUGUGGACCUGCCGAAAAACGGGAGCCAUGGAUUACACAAAAAACUACAACGCUUAUCUCUCCAUCUUCAUGUUAAUAAUCUGCAGCACCUGCCACGCUCUUUUGGACAGAUUUCUGGAGGAGCACCUCUCAGAUCAGCUGUUUCCUCAUCAUCUGGACUCAGAAGAUGACAGCCAAAGUACCUCCUGUGAUUUUGAGUCACUCUGCCACUGGACUUUAUCAAAUCACAGCGACCAAAGUGACUGGUCAGUGGCGGCGCCACAGCAACCAGAAAGUGCUCAGGCGAGGACGAUGCCUGUGGCUGACCACUCAGUAGGAAGCGCUGACGGGCACUUUCUUCUCCUAAGCCCCUCCCCUGCCACUGAGGCCUCCGGGAGAUGCGAGUACCAUUUAACCAGCCCAGUGUUGCCAGGAAACGAUGGCCACUGCAUCCUACAGGUGGCCCUGUAUGUGUCCAGCCUCGCAGCAGGGAACCUCACGCUCCUCAUCAAGCCAGUCCACUCGGGUUCGGCUGUUCACUCUGUGGUUCUCAACCCCAGGAGACAUGAUGAUCGCAGGGAUGAGUGGGAGGUCCUGGAGACUGAGAUUGGCCCGGUGGACGAGCCCUUCCAGGUGACCCUGCUCUACACUUCCUGCUUGGGGGAAGGUGGAGCCACUGUGGCUCUGGACUCUCUGGAGUUCAUAGACUGUGAAGCAGAACACCCGCUCAUCGGGCUGGACGAUUGUGGGGAUUCUUUCCUUUGUGAAAACUCAGGAGGCUGCAUCGAUCAGAGUCAAGUGUGUAACUUCCACACAGAUUGUCCUUUAGGAGAGGAUGAAGGCUUCAUAUGUGGUGCUCUUCCAUUUGGCUCUCACUGUUCGUUUGAACAGGAUGAAUGUGGGUGGUCUGCAUCCAACCGUCACUCUGCAUGGAGAAGGAUCGCUGCAGAUGAACUCCCAGAGAAAGAAGACAUGCAGGGUGUCACUCUGCAGAGCACACCAGGGCACUUCUUGUUUCUGCAGGUAAGAGAGAGUAAUUCUCUUCGAGAGGCGUCCAUUCAGAGCGCCUCCUUCCCUCCUCCAGUCUCUACUACUUCCUGCCAGAUGCGUUUCUCUCUGUACCUGUACGGGGACUUUAAUGGUUCAUUGCUGGUGUCUAUCGAGGAGAAUGGGACCACUGCUGCACCACUGGUCUGGGAGAGAAAUGAUCAGUGGACGGACGACUGGGAAGAUGUUGCCCUGCAGCUGACUGGCCUUCAUCAUGGGUUCCACGUCAAGGUGACAGCUGUGUGGGGAAAAGGCUCCAAUGCUGAUGUCGCUCUUGAUGACAUCGCAAUCGGUGCAGCCUGCUUCGAAACAGAUCUGAACUCUCUCCUGCCAAUGGCGGACUUGGAGGAUUUUUUAAGCCCCCUUCCGGAGCCUUCAGCCUCAGAAGUUUCUUUGAUGACAUGGUGGUUUAACUCGUGCGGUGCAAGUGGGCCCCACGGCCCGACCCAGGCCCAGUGUGACAGCACCUACAGGAACAAAAAUGUCAGUGUCACUGUGGGGAAGGAAGAUCCCUUUAAAGGAGUCCAAAUGUGGAGGGUACCUGCCACUAACAGAUAUCUGAUCUCUGCUUACGGGGCUGCAGGAGGGAAAGGAGCCAAAAACCACAACAAACGCAACCACGGGGUCUUCAUAUCAGCCAUAUUUCCUCUGGAGAAAGGGGAUAUACUUUACAUCUUGGUGGGCCACCAGGGAGAGGAUGCAUGCCCGGGGAGAAAUCCCUACACCCAGCGGAUCUGCCUGGGAGAGUCAUCAGUGAUUGAAGACAACCUGAGGGGAGAGGCCGGCGCAGAGUGGGCUGGAGGAGGAGGCGGAGGAGGAGGUGCCACGUACAUCUUUAAGAUGGAGGGAGAUGAGCUAGUUCCCUUGCUGAUUGCGGCUGGCGGAGGAGGAAAUGCCUACCUGGAGGACCCAGAGUCCAGUCUGGACCACAUACCACUGGAGCAGUAUGAAAACAGCACCAUAGCUUCCAGUACCAACGGUCAAACUGGUGCUGCAGGUGGAGGUGGAGGAUGGAAAGACAGUCCCAGUCCUCAACUAAGGGCAGGAAAGUCUCUGGUGGAGGGUGCUGAGGGGGGGUCCUCGUGUCCCCUGGCCCUGUCCAAGCUCAGCUGGUCCACAUUUGGUGGAUUUGGAGGUGGCGGUGGGGCCUGCACGGCUGGAGGUGGCGGAGGGGGUUACCGAGGAGGUGAUGCUGCGCUGACGGAUGAGAUCACAGCUGACGGUCAGAAUGGAAUCUCAUUCAUUCAUCCGAUGGGAGAGAUUUUCCUUCAGCCGCUGGCAGCCAUGGAAAGUCACGGCGAGUGUGAGAUCAAAGUGCAGCUGAACUGCAGCCACUGUCAGUCGCAGAGCUGCAAACGUGACGAAGACACUCAUCUCAUCCUGUGUCUCUGCGACGAUGACGAAGUCCUCGCCGGCGACAACGUGACAUGCAUCGGCACCAUCGCAGCUCCUCAAGGCCCGGCUCUGCAGGGCCAGAUGUCAACAUCUUUGAUCCUCGCUGUCGUCGUCUCCACCGUCGCGAGUGGCAUCGCUCUGAUCUGCGCCGGCGUCAUCCUCAUGUGGUACCGCAAGAAGAACGACCUGCACGCAGUGAGGGGGCGUCUGCAGAGUCCAGAGUACAAGCUGAGCAAGAUCCGCUCCUCCACCAUCAUGACGGACUACAACCCAAACUACUGCUUCGCUGGGAAGGCCGCCUCACUCAACGAACUAAAGGAAGUGCCGCGCAAGAACAUAACACUUCUGAGGGCUCUUGGUCACGGUGCGUUUGGUGAAGUCUAUGAAGGACAAGUUCUGGGGAUUAGUGGUGAUAACGGCCCCAUGCAGGUGGCCAUAAAGACUCUUCCCGAAAUCUGCUCCGAACAAGAUGAAAUGGAUUUCCUGAUGGAGGCCCUGAUAAUGAGCAAGUUCAGCCACGAGAACAUUGUGCGCUGCAUCGGUGUCAGUCUGAACAUCCUGCCACGUUUCAUCCUGCUGGAGCUGAUGACCGGAGGGGACAUGAAGAGCUUCCUGAGACAGAACCGGCCACGAGCUGGCCAGACCUGUUCUCUCACCAUGCGGGAGCUGCUGCAGAUGGCCCGAGAUAUCGCCUUCGGCUGCCAAUACCUGGAGGAGAACCACUUCAUCCACAGAGACAUUGCUGCUAGGAAUUGCCUGCUUACCUGCCCUGGGCCAGACAGAGUGGCCAAAAUCGGAGACUUUGGCAUGGCAAGAGACAUCUACAGAGCCAGCUAUUACAGGAAGGGUGGUCGAGCCAUGCUGCCGGUCAAAUGGAUGCCACCGGAGGCCUUCAUGGAGGGAAUCUUCACCUGCAAGACUGACACAUGGUCGUUCGGGGUGCUGCUGUGGGAGAUCCUCUCUCUGGGCUACAUGCCGUAUCCGUGUAAAACCAACCAAGAGGUGCUGGAGUUUGUCACCAGUGGAGGCAGGAUGGAUCCUCCCAAGAGCUGCCCGGGGCCUGUCUACCGGAUCAUGACCCAGUGUUGGCAGCACUGUCCCGAGCACCGGCCCAACUUUUCUACAAUCCUGGAGAGAAUUAACUACUGCUCUCAGGACCCAGAUGUGAUCAACACACCUCUACCUGUGGAAUAUUCUCCCACCUCAGAGGACGAUAGUGGCACAAUAAUCCGUCCGUCUGACCACACCUCCACCAGCCUCGCUCCUCUCCUGGUGUCCCAUCCUGUUUCUCAGGCUUCCUCCCCGCAGCUGGGUCUCUCCUCUCUGGGCCUGGGUCCGAGCCCUCUUCCCCCACAGCCUACAAAACCCCGUCUCCUCCUCCAGAGGACCCAACCCGUGCACCCUGAGGUGACAUCGUGCCGCGAGGCUCUGGAGCCGUCCUGGGCGGAGCCUUUUCCCGCCCCUGGUUCGUCUGCAGGAGGCCACUGGCUCCACCCCGAGCCUCCUCACCACCGGCCUUGCUCCAGAAACAGCUCCUCCUCGGGGAGCCAGAGGCUGAAGAACAAGACAAAGAACCUGUGGAACCCCACGUACGGUUCCUGGGUUUUGGAGAACUUCCGGGGGAAGAAAACACUGGCUCACACUCAGUCCAUGCCACUCUCAGGCUCUGCUACCUCCACCACACAGGCUCCUCAGGCCUCAGAGAGCAGCGAGGCCGGGAGUGACAGCACCAGCGCCUGCACUCCCUCCACCCCGUCCCCGUCCUGCCAGGCUCAAGCCGCCCCGAGCACCUCCUCCCAUAAGAUCUCAACAGGUGGCACGACGAAAGCCGGCAUGGACCUGGCCAAGCUCCAGAGUUUCCCCUGCGGGAACGUCAACUACGCCUACGAUGAGCAGAGCUACGAGACGGAGAGUCUCCCCCUGGUGAUGCCCAAAGACCCUGAAGCCAUCACAAACACCAGCUCCGCCCCCAGCGUCUCCUCAGGGACCAGCCUGGGUCUGGCGUUAGGCCUCCAUUCCUCCUCAGCCUGUAUGCCCAAGCUGCUACUGAAGCGUCACGCCAGCUACGGACACGAGGACGUGAGGAGGCACACCAAAGCUGAGAAACCCACACGCGACCGGGACUCAGGCUUUUCUCUGUCCGAAGACCUCAGCGUUACCCCCAUCUAACCACGGCUCGCUGUAACAGGGUUUAUGAUUACAUGUCACCUGGAGCCCCUUUUCUCACAACCCAAGACUACGGUUCUGGAUUUCUGGAACCAAAAGCAUGACCACGAGGGCUCCGCCAUGGUCUGAGAGCCACAACAUCCAAUUAUUCAAGCUCCUGGAAUGCUGGAAAACACAAACUCUUCUCUGCACUGUGAUACAGAGAGCCAACACUCAGAGCUGUGUGCUGGGCCUCUGGAGCACUGGUAGCUAAAACACUGAAGCUGAAACACUGGACGACACGCAGCCCCGGGCUUUCUCAAUGCCUCAUUAUAGAACUGCUGUAGUUGGACUCCUUUUUUUACCUAUUUUUGUUGUUGUUUUUUCAUGAAAGCUUUGGCAGUAGUUUAUUUUGCAUUAUAGUAAACAAUUUAUUGGAAUUUAUAGUAAUCAGUGUACAGUAGGACCAUAACAAGCCAGAAAUAUUGAGCCACUGGGAAGAGAAGAGAGCAUUUCUGUUGAAUCAUUUUUCAUUUGAUUAGUUUGAAAUUUAGAAGAGGCUGUAGCAGUUUCAUUUAUAACUGUAUGCAUAUUCUAGGAACACAUGGCACAUUGUGUUAAACGUCUGUGAUUCUGAUUUGCUUUCACCCGAAAUAAUGUGAAAACACAAACACCUGAUAUACUGCAAUAACACGCCUGAUGUUUUCUCUCAAGGUACUUGGUGUUUGCGACGCUUCCCCAGCAGAUGUAGUUCACUUAGUAGUCAUGGAGACGGUGUAGUCUGAUUACAUAUUAUAUUAGGUUACGCUGAUGUAUACACAAAGACAUCACAAGCCCUGUUUUUAUUCACGAAUGGCCUCAGGCAUUAAAUGUGACUCCUGGUCAGUGACUUGGACCUCUUCCCAGUUGAUGCUGCUGGUUUUGGUCUUCACAGACAGCCAGGCACCAUGAAGGACUCACAUCCCAAACAUCACUGCUACUGGUCAAGAAAUAGUUUUGCACUUAUACCCACGGUACAGUUAUUAGUGAGCUGUAGUGGUGAAGGCAAACAGAUAUUCCAGUCUUAUUUCUGACUGAAUUUAACUGACCGCUGGAAGUCACUUCAACUUUACCAAACAGACGUGAGAGUGGUAUCGAUUUCUCAUCUUACUCUCCACAGUAAAGUAUUCCCUGAAGGUGAUAAACAGUGUGUGGUAAGCAACCACUCCUUGUGGCUUCAAGUAAACCUUUUACCUUUAAAUGGCCAUUUGUGAGUCACAUACUCAUCCCAUGUUACUGUGAACUUCCUCCUCCUCCACCCUUAAUGAAUUGAAGUAAAUGUGGGCCGCAACUGCAAAACUAUCAACAUUUCAAACUCUCUCAUGCAUUAUAAUCCAAGUCUCAUUUAUCCAGUCAUUUG
This is a messenger RNA of Centropristis striata (black sea bass), 6044 nucleotides long. RefSeq names its product leukocyte receptor tyrosine kinase (gene ltk). NCBI's taxonomy places the organism in Eukaryota, Metazoa, Chordata, Actinopteri, Perciformes, Serranidae. Gene Ontology annotation, biological process: multicellular organism development; regulation of cell population proliferation; cell surface receptor protein tyrosine kinase signaling pathway. The transcript has 29 exons. Gene Ontology annotation, cellular component: membrane; signaling receptor complex. Bases 107 to 4669 code for a protein of 1520 amino acids. Gene Ontology annotation, molecular function: transmembrane receptor protein tyrosine kinase activity; protein binding; ATP binding. The record is from RefSeq and is a predicted model, not a curated record.